Molecule: messenger RNA, 1083 nt
Organism: Vigna umbellata (rice bean)
Lineage: Eukaryota; Viridiplantae; Streptophyta; Magnoliopsida; Fabales; Fabaceae
Gene: CLP2
Product: CLP protease proteolytic subunit 2
Biological process (GO): protein quality control for misfolded or incompletely synthesized proteins
Cellular component (GO): endopeptidase Clp complex
Molecular function (GO): ATP-dependent peptidase activity; ATPase binding; serine-type endopeptidase activity
Source: RefSeq, a predicted model, not a curated record
GAUUCAAACGACAUCGUCUUUGAUAUCCAUUCAUCUUCAUUCUUCUUGCAAGAAGCUCCUUUCUCUUCUGGUUCUUGGGGCACAAAAGUGCGUUCCCUAUCCGCUCAUAAUCGCUUCAACAUGGCGGUGGCACCCUACACCACCGGUUCUGCGCCUCGUCUAUCUUCCUCUUCCAAUUUUAGCGUUGCAACAAAACUCUACUCCGGGUUGAAACUUCAAUCGGCGAGUUCUUUUGGAGCGGUAAAACCUAAUGUAACCGCUGAAUUUUAUGGGAAAGUACACAAGACUCUCCAGUGUCGGUAUGCCAAACACAAUCCAUCAAGGGCAAGUAUUCGAAUGAUGCCCAUAGGCACUCCCAAAGUCCCCUAUAAGACACCUGGUGAAGGAACUUGGCAAUGGGUUGAUAUAUGGAAUGCCCUAUAUCGAGAACGUAUUAUCUUCAUUGGACAAGAGAUAGAUGAAGAAUUUAGUAACCAAAUAUUGGCGACCAUGCUGUAUCUUGACAGUAUAGAGAACUCCAAGAAGCUCUAUAUGUACAUAAAUGGUCCUGGUGGUGAUCUUACACCAAGCAUGGCUAUCUAUGACACGAUGCAGAGUUUGCAAAGUUCUGUAGCCACCCACUGUGUUGGAUUUGCUUAUAAUCUUGCAACAUUUCUCCUUGCUGCUGGUGAAAAGGGUCAUCGUUCUACAAUGCCUCUAUCUAGAAUUGCCCUUCAAUCUCCGGCUGGAGCUGCUCGUGGACAGGCUGAUGACAUUCAGAAUGAAGCAAAUGAACUACUCAGAAUCAGAGGUUACCUUUUCAAUGAGCUGGCUAAGAAAACGGGUCAGCCUGUUGAGAAGAUUACCCUUGACCUGAGCAGGAUGAAACGUUUCAACGCACAGGAAGCGGUUGAAUAUGGACUCGUUGAUCGAAUUAUCAGGCCGCCACGCAUUAAGGCUGACGCUCCUCGACAGGAUGUAGGAACAGGCCUUGGUUAAGAACACAUUUGUACUUCACAUUACUGAUUAAUAUCACUGAAUCAAAAGUUGUAAUACUUUUCCUAAAUUUUUGGAGAAUUUAUACUAAUAUUUGGAUAGUUAGAA